Molecule: messenger RNA, 1687 nt
Organism: Trichomycterus rosablanca
Lineage: Eukaryota; Metazoa; Chordata; Actinopteri; Siluriformes; Trichomycteridae
Gene: tslig3b
Product: family with sequence similarity 98 member B
Exons: 8
Coding region: 40-1209 (389 amino acids)
Cellular component (GO): tRNA-splicing ligase complex
Source: RefSeq, a predicted model, not a curated record
UUUUGAAUGCGUUUAUUAUUUUAAUAUUAGUUGUUUAUAAUGGAAAGUGAUAUACUGGAUGGACUGGAUCAAGUCGGCUACUGUAAAGCACUGGACGAGAAAGAACUUACAACAGCUUGUGAACAGGGGUUCAACUCUCAGGAGUUUAUACAUCUGUGUUCAUGGUUAUUGUCAAAACUUCACAAAGACUACGAGGGUCAGAAUGCAGAAACACAAGACAAACCUGAAAAUGUGAAGCUUUAUUUAAGCAAGUUGCUGGGGGAGCUGUUUUGUCCAUACAAAUAUGUUGAUUCAGAGCUGAAGAGCAAAAAGGAUCACCUAAAAAUUCUUUUGUUUUUAGUAUCAGAACUUCAAGCUGCACAGAUCCUUACAAGCAAAAGGUCAAAUUGCACAAAGGUUGAAGAACAGAUAUCACCUCUUCAAGAUCUCCAAGCAAUUUGUAAAGUACUAAACCUCCCAGAGCCGGACCACCAGCCGACAACAGACCUAUUUUCAGCAUUAGAAAAUAAUAUCAAGAUUUUGCUUCAGAAAGUUCCAGAGAAGCAUAUUUCAAAACCAGUCUUGAAGCAGGCUCUCAGCAGUGAACAAUGGAGGCAGCUAGAGAAGAUAAACCGCGUUCUCUCUGCAGACUAUGAGUGUCGUCGGCGCAUGUUAAUCAAACGACUGGACGUCACUGUGCAGUCUUUCAGCUGGUCUGACCGAGCCAAGGCAAAAACUGACACGAUGGCCAAGGCCUAUCAGCCAAAAAGACACUCACUGACACUAAAGUCAUCAGUUAGUCUUGCUCACCUACUGGCUGCUCGAGAAGAUGUCUGCAACGUUGUGAAGACGAGCAGUGGAUCCUGCAGAGAGAAAACUACCUGUGCUGUGAACAAAGUCCUGAUGGGAAGGGUUCCUGAUCGGGGUGGAAGGCCGUCUGAGAUUAACCCACCUCCUCCUGAGAUGCCCCCUUGGCAGAAGAGACAGGAUGGCGGAGGAGGAAGAGGUGGAUUUAGGGGAGGUGGAUAUGGAGGUGGAGGACGUGGAGGAGGAGGUAGGGGAGGUGGAUAUGGAGGUGGUGGACGUGGAGGAGGAGGAGGUGGGAGACAUGGAGGAGGAGGAGGAGGAGGUGGGAGACAUGGAGGUAGCGGACACGGUGGAUGGGGCAGAGGAGGCAGUGGUGGAGGACGAGGACAGUGGAGUGGCCGAGGGGGAUACUACCAACACUAACAGUAUUUUUUCUUAUAAGUUGGGUACAGUGUUGGAUUGGACACAUGAUAAAAGCUGUUGGGAUGUAUCACUACAAACCAGAGAACAAUGACUUUUAUUAGUAUUAGUAUUUUUAAAGAACGUCAUACAGGUAAUGUGAUGAAGUUUAGGAUGAUGUGUAAAUCAUGAUCAAAGAGGCACUGCUGAUUCAACCAUGAUAAUGGAAGUGAAAAUAUUUUUCGUUAAAAGACCCAUUUUUUAUGUGAAUCCCCACAUUAAAGUCAGAAGACAGUGGACAUUUACAGUGUAAAAAGUGAAAAAUAGGAAGAUAAAUAUAGCCGUAAUGUAUUUGGUUUCAUUUCUCCUUUUAUGUAACUUCUUUACUUACUAUUAGAUGAUGAUGAUUUAAGUCUGGAAAUCCAGCAUUUUUUUUGUUUUGGAAAUGAAAGAAAUGGCAGUGAAAAAAACUUGAACACUGAAUAAAGCUGCUAUAGUUCAA